Molecule: messenger RNA, 1074 nt
Organism: Podospora pseudocomata
Lineage: Eukaryota; Fungi; Ascomycota; Sordariomycetes; Sordariales; Podosporaceae
Exons: 1
Coding region: 1-1074 (357 amino acids)
Source: RefSeq, a predicted model, not a curated record
AUGGGAUAUGAGUGGAAUGGGGAUCCUACCAUCCUCAUCGUAGUCAUUGCCUGCUCGGUAUGCUUCGGAUGGGUGCCCAUCAUCACCGUUGUCAGCAUCGUCCGCCACUGCCGUGCCCGCCUAAGGGCAAAACGAGGCUCGAAUGGUACCAAUUCUGAUGCCGAAAGUCAAGGAGGCAGACCCAGCACCGCUCCUGAUGUGCCCAAGCCACUCCAGACAUAUCACCCCAGCUCAACCAAGGGUCUCGAGAGGAGCGCGUCAAGUCGGACACGCAGCUCCGCUGAUGGCUACGACCUCAAACGUGUCGACACCAAUUCUUCCUGGAAUCCCAUCCGUCACUCCUUUCACUACGACAACGAAUCGCUUUGGGGAGGAGACGGGCUGUCCAGGAGCAACAGUCGUCAUCGGCCCCCGUACUUUCCCACCCACGUACACAACACGACACCUUCACUCAGCCGCCCAGCCUCCAUCCGCUCUGUCGCAUCGAGCCAUCGGCAACAGAGCCGGAGCCGCCGAAGCUCAAUGGCCAGCAACUCUGACAACGCACCGGCAGCCUUCCAGAUCAAUGACACCUACUACGACACUACACCGCUACCAAAUGUGACGAGGACUGUAAACCCUGUCGUCGCCAGCAGUAGUACGCCCACCUCGUCAAAGGGGCCAGGACAAGCUCCACAGCAACGUCAACAGAAGCAGCCAAAGCAAGACAAUUCACACCCACCGCAGCGCAACCGCCGCAGAAGGCACUCUCUUGACGCCCGCCGGGAUUCGGAUUCUCUAACCCGGGACAUCUCUAGACCCAACACCUCCAUGACAAGACGAGAAGUCGAAGAAUACGAAGACCUCGACAACCAGAAGCAAAAGGCCACCCACCGUAGCCACCGACCACCCCGGCCAGGAUCAGCAUCACGGCGUGACAGCCACCCAGCACCCGGCGGCAGCGAAGAGACUGACGAUGACCUGUCCAUGGCCGGGGCCUUGCCGCCUGCCAAGUUGCCCCCGAGGCGAGCAUCGCUCCAUGCACAAACAUUUGAGCGUCCGGCAUGGCUGGACGAGGAGCCCCAUGCCAUGUGA